Molecule: messenger RNA, 654 nt
Organism: Racocetra fulgida
Lineage: Eukaryota; Fungi; Glomeromycota; Glomeromycetes; Diversisporales; Gigasporaceae
Source: the annotation of a GenBank genome assembly
AUGUUAAAGGCCGCUGACCAAACCACCCUCGAAAACAUUGCUAAAAAACUGGAACUCCGCCAACCCAACAAAGAAGCAGUUCAAACAUUUUUAGAGCAUUAUUACAAGUCUGAAAAAUUAUCUGAAUAUAUUCUCUCAGUUGCCACCGGAGUAGGAAAAACAUACAUAAUUGCGGCUAUUUUAAACUAUUUAGUUGAAGCCGAAAAGAUGACUAAUUUUCUAAUUGUGGCUCCGGGAAAAAUAAUCCGAGAAAAGACCAUUAACAAUUUUUCUCUCAACAAACCUAAUUCUUUGGCGGAUAAAUUAACCAUUAAACCACCCCGCAUUAUUGAUAUCAAAAAUUUUCACACGGCCAAAACUACUGAUAAAAAUUCUGUCAAAUUAUUUAUUUUCACAGUUCAAUCUUUAACCCAAGCCAAAGGCAAAACGGCUCGCAAAACUAGUAAUUAUGAUGAAAUAUUAGGCCAAUCUUUACGGGAACAUUUAAGUAAAUUAGAUGAUUUGGUUAUUUUUGCUGACGAACAUCAUUUAUACUAUGGAGAAAAGUUUUCCGAAGCCAUUAGAGAAUUAAAACCAAAAAAUUUAAUUGGAUUAACUGGCACGCCAGACAAAAAAACGCCACCCAAGGAAAUUAUUUUUGAAUAUCCUUUAUGA